Sorex araneus (European shrew) is the source of this 945-nucleotide messenger RNA. RefSeq names its product olfactory receptor 52B4-like. NCBI's taxonomy places the organism in Eukaryota, Metazoa, Chordata, Mammalia, Eulipotyphla, Soricidae. The transcript has a single exon. Gene Ontology annotation, cellular component: membrane. Bases 1 to 945 code for a protein of 314 amino acids. The record is from RefSeq and is a predicted model, not a curated record. Gene Ontology annotation, biological process: G protein-coupled receptor signaling pathway. Gene Ontology annotation, molecular function: olfactory receptor activity; G protein-coupled receptor activity.
AUGACUUCCUUAAAUCACACUGGUGUCAGCCACACUGUCUUCCGCUUGCUGGGCAUCCCCGGGCUUGAGGAUCAGCACAAGUGGAUUUCCAUCCCCUUCUUCAUUUCCUAUGUCAUCUCCUUAUUUGGAAACAAUUUGCUCAUUUUCAUUAUCGUCACAAAACGCAGCCUCCAUGAGCCCAUGUACCUCUUCCUCUGCAUGCUGGCAGGAGCAGAUGUUGUCCUCACGACAUGCAUAGUACCUCAGGCCUUGACCGUUUUCUGGUUCAACGCUGGGAAGAUCUCUCUGAAUUGUUGCAUCGCUCAGGUAUUUUUCUACUCUUCCAUUUUCAUCUCUGAGUCAGGAAUCCUGCUGGUGAUGGCCUUUGACCGUUACAUCGCCAUCUGCUACCCUCUGAGAUACACCACCAUUUUGACGUACUCUCUGAUUGGAAAAAUUGGCAUGUUCAUUUUUUUUAGGAGUUUUGGUACAAUGUUCCCUAUAAUAUUUCUUUUAAAAAGGUUGACUUACUGCCAGAAUAAUAAUAUCGCACACACGUUUUGUGAACACAUUGGUUUGGCCAGGUAUGCCUGUAAUGACAUUCGAGUGAACAUCUGGUAUGGCUUUUUUGUCAUAGUAUCCACUGUGAUCAUAGAUAUCCUGCUAAUUUUUGUUUCCUAUAUGAUGAUUCUCUCUGCUGUCUUUCAAAUGCCUUCCAAAAAUGCUCGCCAAAAAGCCCUGAACACUUGUGGCUCCCAUGUCUGCAUCAUUAUUCUCUUUUAUGGGCCUGCAGUGUUCACAAGCCUUGCUCAGAGAUUUGGGCGUCACAUUCCACCUCAUGUCCACAUCUUGUUGGCUAAUGUCUUUAUUCUGGUUCCACCUGUGCUGAACCCUAUCAUUUAUGGGAUCAAGACCAAGCAAAUUAGAGAGCAGAUGGCUAAUAUAUUUUUUUCAAAGCAGAAAUAA